Messenger RNA from Limulus polyphemus (Atlantic horseshoe crab), 312 nucleotides. Its product is annotated as histone deacetylase 4-like. Lineage: Eukaryota; Metazoa; Arthropoda; Merostomata; Xiphosura; Limulidae. The annotation marks the transcript as partial. The record is from RefSeq and is a predicted model, not a curated record. The transcript has 2 exons.
GGUUGAACGGUUCGGAUUCCGCCUUGGCCAGCAUGAACAACAGUCUUACUCCGGCACUCCGAGAACAACAGAUGAAGUUUCAGCAACAACUGUUUCAUUUGAAACAACAACAGCAACUACAACAACAUCUUUUGAUCCAACACUUUCAGCAGCAACAGCAACAGCUUGUCCAGCAACAUGAGAAACAACUACAGGACAGUUUUAAGGUAUAUUUACAUCAACAGACGUUGGAGGAGCAACAAAAACUUGAGCGAGAAAGAAUUGAAAAGGAAAUUCUUGACACAAUAAAGAAAAAAGAAAAGCGUGAACAAA